Hyaena hyaena (striped hyena) is the source of this 332-nucleotide messenger RNA. It is a transcript of the gene FAM240B, whose product is annotated as family with sequence similarity 240 member B. The coding region runs from base 7 to 243 and encodes 78 amino acids. NCBI's taxonomy places the organism in Eukaryota, Metazoa, Chordata, Mammalia, Carnivora, Hyaenidae. The transcript has 2 exons. The record is from RefSeq and is a predicted model, not a curated record.
CAGGGGAUGAACAAUCAAUAUAUCCGUCGGGAAGUCUUCUGCUGUGAAACUUGUCACGAGCUCAAAACCUUCUGGGAAAAAGAAAUCAGCAAACAGACUUGUUACAGGGAACUGGAGGAAGGUCGUCAGGGAAGGAGCGCCCUGACAAAGCUCAGAGAAGAAUGGAAGCAGAGGCUGGAGAAAAGGCUACAGAUGCUGGACAAUCCUGAUGAGAAGAAAAAGCAGGCAAACACGGUGGGCUGAGAGCCUUCUGCUUCAUCUACUUCAAAGAUAACAAGCCACCAAGGGCACUCUUCUAGGAGAAAAAUCUAACACCCAAGUUAUGUUGAUUU